Molecule: messenger RNA, 1486 nt
Organism: Diceros bicornis minor
Lineage: Eukaryota; Metazoa; Chordata; Mammalia; Perissodactyla; Rhinocerotidae
Gene: NMUR2
Product: neuromedin U receptor 2
Exons: 4
Coding region: 63-1280 (405 amino acids)
Biological process (GO): G protein-coupled receptor signaling pathway
Cellular component (GO): plasma membrane
Molecular function (GO): neuromedin U receptor activity
Source: RefSeq, a predicted model, not a curated record
UCCUGUCUGGCUCAGCUUGGUACAGAGGCUUAUACCAGAGAAGGCUCAGGUCUUGGAUUUUAAUGUCGGUGAUGGAAAAACAUGAGAAUGUUUCCUGGAUCCACCAGCAAGAACUGGAAGAUCCGCUCAAGAAAUACCUAAACAGCACCGAGGACUACCUAACCUUCCUCUGCGGGCCUCCACGCAGCCACCUCUCCCUCCCGAUGACCGUGGUGUAUGCGCUGAUUUUUGUGGUGGGGGUCGCUGGCAAUCUCCUGGUGUGCCUGGUGAUUCUUCGGCACCAGGCGAUGAAGACACCCACCAACUACUACCUCUUCAGCUUGGCUGUCUCUGACCUCAUGGUCUUGCUCCUUGGGAUGCCCUUGGAAGUCUAUGAGAUGUGGCACAACUACCCCUUCCUUUUUGGGUCGGUGGGCUGCUACUUCAAGACGGCCCUCUUUGAGACCGUGUGCUUCGCCUCCAUCCUCAGCGUCACCACGGUCAGUGUGGAGCGCUACGUGGCCAUCCUCCACCCGUUCCGGGCCAAGCUGGAGAGCACCCGGCGGCGGGCCCUCAGGAUCAUCGGCAUCAUCUGGGGCUUCUCUGUUCUCUUCUCUCUGCCCAACACCAGCAUCCACGGCAUCGAGCUCCACUACUUCCCCAACGGGUCCUUGGUCCCAGGCUCUGCCACUUGUACAGUCAUCAAGCCCAUGUGGAUCUACAAUUUGAUCAUCCAGAUUACCUCCUUCCUCUUCUACAUCCUCCCCAUGACUGUCAUCAGUGUCCUCUACUACCACAUGGGGCUCAGAUUAAGGAAAGAACAACCCCUAGAGGCAGAUGAAGUCACUGCAAAUAUUCAAAGACCCUCCAGAAAAUCAGUUACCAAAAUGCUGUUUGUCUUGGUUUUAGUGUUUGCUGUCUGCUGGACCCCGUUCCAUGUCGAUCGACUCUUCUUCAGCUUUGUGGAGGAGUGGACUGAACCCCUGGCUGCUGUAUUCAAUCUCAUCCAUGUGGUAUCAGGUGUCUUCUUCUACCUGAGCUCAACGGUCAACCCCAUUAUCUAUAACGUACUCUCUCGCCGCUUCCGAGCAGCAUUCCGGAAUGUGAUCUCUCCGUCCUGCAAACAGUGGCACUCCCAGCAUCACCCAUCACCACAGGGGCCACCUGCCCAGCGGAACGUCUUCCUGACAGAAUGUCACCUUGUGGAGCUGACUGAAGAUGCAGGUCCCCAGUUCCCCUGCCAGUCAUCCAUCUGCAGCUAUCACCUCCCCACAGAGCUCUGUACUGGACAGGCACCAUGAAAGGAACUAUCAAAGAGGUGACAUUCCUCUCUACCUCCAUACUGCAGCAAGGGACAACCCAUAAUUUAUGCCUUCUUAUAUGAUAUUAGGUUAAAUGGCUGUUAGAACAUAUAUCCAUUUCUAGGUGUGUAUUUUUUUUUUUAACAAAUGUGAACAUUGCUACUAAAUCUGGAUCUAAAACCCAGAACCUCCUGAUUUUUACUUGU